GGGAGGAAAGACGUGGAGCGGGUGCUGCAGGACCCCUGGGCUUUGCGCAGCUGAUGCUCGUCUCCAGCUUCCGGAGGCACAGCCUGUGGUCCUACGGAGCGUCCCGGUGCUUGCACACCUAGCUGAGACCGUGGUUGGUCCUCUCCGGCUAGUUUGAAGUCUCUGCGGCUCGAGGCUCUUGCGGUGGGGGAAAGGAGAGGCCGGUGUGGAGCUCUCGGGAGGUUGGGGCUGACUCAUCUAGAGUCCCCGACUCCCCUGUGAUUGCACUUGGAAACUUUCCGCUGUGUUUCAGUCUCUGUCUCUCUUGGGGAAGCUGGACGGCAGUUCGGCAGGCCAGGUCCCUGGCCAGGACCGCGCACUAGGGGCCAUGGAGUUCACGGCGUCGCCCAAGCCCCAGCUUUCCUCCAGGGCCAACGCCUUCUCCAUCGCCGCGCUGAUGUCGAGCGGCGGCUCCAAAGAGAAGGAAGCUACGGAGAACACUAUCAAACCACUAGAACAAUUUGUUGAGAAGUCGUCCUGCGCACAGCCCCUGGGCGAGCUGACCAGCCUAGAUGCUCACGGGGAGUUUGGUGGCAGCGUCGCAGGCAACAGCAGCCCAUCCUCCUCCUCUCUGUGCACUGAGCCGCUGAUCCCCACCACCCCCAUCAUCCCCAGCGAGGAAAUGGCCAAAAUUGCCUGCAGCCUGGAGACCAAGGAGCUCUGGGACAAAUUCCACGAGCUGGGCACGGAGAUGAUCAUCACCAAGUCUGGCAGGAGGAUGUUUCCUACCAUCCGUGUGUCCUUUUCCGGCGUGGAUUCUGAGGCCAAGUACAUAGUCCUGAUGGACAUCGUCCCUGUGGACAACAAGAGGUACCGCUAUGCCUACCACCGGUCCUCCUGGCUGGUGGCUGGCAAGGCGGACCCUCCGCUGCCAGCCAGGCUGUAUGUACAUCCAGACUCUCCUUUUACUGGUGAGCAGCUACUUAAACAGAUGGUGUCUUUUGAAAAGGUGAAACUCACCAACAAUGAACUGGAUCAACAUGGCCAUAUAAUUUUGAACUCAAUGCAUAAGUACCAGCCACGGGUGCACAUCAUUAAGAAGAAAGACCACACAGCCUCAUUACUCAAUCUGAAGUCCGAAGAAUUCAGAACAUUCAUCUUUCCAGAAACAGUUUUUACGGCGGUCACUGCCUACCAGAAUCAACUGAUAACCAAGCUGAAAAUAGAUAGUAACCCUUUUGCCAAAGGAUUCCGGGACUCCUCCAGGCUCACUGACAUUGAGAGGGAAAGUGUGGAGAGCCUGAUUCAAAAGCAUUCCUAUGCCCGCUCACCCAUCCGUACCUAUGGAGGAGAAGAGGAUGUGCUGGGGGAUGAGGUUCAGACAACACAAAAUCGAGGAUCAGCCUUUACAACAUCUGAUAAUUUGUCUCUCAGUUCCUGGGUAUCAUCUUCAUCCAGUUUUCCUGGAUUUCAGCACCCACAGUCCCUGACUGCUCUUGGCACCAGCACAGCAUCCAUAGCGACACCCAUUCCUCACCCUAUACAGGGCUCUCUGCCACCAUACAGCCGACUUGGGAUGCCUCUAACCCCAUCGGCCAUUGCCAGCUCCAUGCAAGGGAGUGGCCCGACAUUCCCCUCAUUCCACAUGCCCCGGUAUCAUCACUACUUUCAGCAGGGGCCCUAUGCUGCUAUCCAAGGACUGCGCCAUUCCUCUGCUGUGAUGACGCCAUUUGUAUGACUCUUCUAAAAAUAGGAGAAUCCAGAUCCAGAAUGUGCAAAUGGGUAUGGAAAUAUAAGACAGGGUUGGGUGGGUGGGAUGUGGGGUGUUGGAGCCAGAGCUCUCCAGGAGACAUGGGACCUAUUAAAGAGGAGAGCUGGACUCACAAUAAAACCUACCACUGAGGGAAAGCACCAUGGACCAGGAUUCAUCUGUAG
Molecule: messenger RNA, 1914 nt
Organism: Physeter macrocephalus (sperm whale)
Lineage: Eukaryota; Metazoa; Chordata; Mammalia; Artiodactyla; Physeteridae
Gene: TBX20
Product: T-box transcription factor 20
Exons: 8
Coding region: 368-1717 (449 amino acids)
Biological process (GO): regulation of transcription by RNA polymerase II; vasculogenesis; cell fate specification
Cellular component (GO): nucleus
Molecular function (GO): DNA-binding transcription factor activity, RNA polymerase II-specific; RNA polymerase II cis-regulatory region sequence-specific DNA binding
Source: RefSeq, a predicted model, not a curated record